This is a messenger RNA of Arachis ipaensis, 10608 nucleotides long. NCBI's taxonomy places the organism in Eukaryota, Viridiplantae, Streptophyta, Magnoliopsida, Fabales, Fabaceae. The record is from RefSeq and is a predicted model, not a curated record.
CGGAUCCUUCAUUUCGUCCGAGUUCUGAUUCUUGGAAUAAUAUUGAAAACAAAAUAAAUAAUAAAUAAAGAUAAACAAUUCUCCUAAUUCCAUUACCGACGCUAUUAAAGAAGCUCAUAGAAUUAUCUUAAAAAUAUAUUAAAAAAGAAAAGAAAAAUCGCUAUCUCCGAUCUCCAUCGCAAACCCUAGAACUUCAUCAUCUCGUCUUUUCAGGUUUGGGUGGCGGUUUUAUCAUUUUUAAUCAGUGGUGGGCCUGGUGGCGUUGGUGGUUUUUAAGCAUCUGUGUAUUUUUUGUUAUCUUGCAACUCAACUUGAUUAUUUGAGCUAGAAACUUAGUCACUCGGGAAUGGUCGUUGAAACUUGUAAUUGCAUCACGAAGUCUUGAUGCCAAGUGGGAUCUCCGUGAGGGAGGAUGAACAUCGUUAAGGGUGUUGCUGACCUUAUCCGAAGAACUUCGUCAGGCCAAAUUGGUGAACCUUCAGGUUACCAGGCUCAAAAAUUUUCUCCUCCUGGACCAAAGAUUCGCUUCAGUGAUGUUGGUGAUGAGGCAAUUGUAAAUACUCUAUGGGAGCGAUAUGAGAAAGUUGAUGAUAAGGUGGAGAAAAAGAGGUUGCUUCACGUUUUCAUCAAGCAAUUUGUAGUUGCCUACAAGGACUGGCAACCUGUAAAUUCCGGUAUAUUGGUAGAGUCUGCAUCUGUUGAGAACUUACAAUCUGCUGAUGAUGUGGUUGUUGGCUGCUCAGCUGGACAUCCCGUUGAAGUUAUUCGAGUAUUAAUUGAUGAGAUUACUCAGCUAAGCUCAUUGGUCACUGAGUUGAGCACCAGCGUGGUGCAAUCCCCAGAAGAGUUAUCUGGGGCCACUACCAAGUCAUUUAUUACAUCUGAAGGAUAUUUUAUUUUGGAUGCACUAAAAAUUAUAACCCGUUCAUUAUAUAAUUGUCGUGUCUUUGGAUACUAUGGUGGGGUUCAGAAACUUACAGCACUAAUGAAAGGGGCAGUCGUACAACUUAAAACCAUAAGUGGUGCCCUUUCUGCUGAUGAAAGUUUGUCCGUCUUUGUGGCAGAUAAAAUCAAGCUUCUCCAACAAAUUCUGACAUAUGUUGUGUCAAUCAUUUAUAUUUUCAUUGAUUUAGGAUAUAAUAUAGACAAACAAGACGAGUUGUUCUGCCAUCCUGUAGGCAUUACUUUUCAUGCUGAUGCUCCAAUCAGCUCUUCAAACAGUUCAAGGGAUUUAUCUACUGAAGCAAGGCUACAUUGGCGACAGAAAGCAGUUGUUUCUGUGAUGGAGGCUGGUGGUCUAAAUUGGUUAGUAGAGCUAUUACGUGUCAUCAGAAGAUUCAGCUUGAAAGAGCUGUGGAUGGAUGAUUCACUUCAGUACUUGAGCUUGAAAAUCCUUUCCUUGGCCUUGGCUUUAAAUCCCCGGGGUCAAAAUCAUUUUAAAAGUAUUGGAGGGCUGGAAGUGCUUUUUGAUGGUCUUGGAUUUCCAUCGAAUUAUGCUAGAGUUUACAGUAAAUUUGUUUUGGCUGACGGAUUGAGGGAUGAUAAACCACUGCAGAGAACUUUCCAGCUUCAUAUUCUUGCUCUGGAAGUUUUGAGGGAAGCUGUCUAUGGAAAUACAAACAACUUGCAAUUUCUUUGUGAAAUUGGUAGGGUGCAUAAAUUUGCAAAUAGCUUUUGUUCACCAGCUUUUGUGCUUCAAGAUUUGGGGCAAGAGAAGGGUCAUCCUCUGCAUCAGGCUGUUGGUUUGCUUGAUCUUGACACUAAAAAGGAAGAGAAUGGUGUUAAACCCAAUCCAGCUGCGUCAUCAGCUAGCCAUCCAACCCAUGUUUCCUUUUUUGAGUUUUGGAAUGAUUAUGUUAUUAGGUUGAGCAGGGGUCUUUGUUCAUUUCUUCUAGUACCUGAAGGCUCAAAAUCUCUUACAGUCCAAGUAUGUUCUAGUCGGUUGUCAUUGCCUAUUUCUUCAGCCUAUUGUGAACUGUCAAUCAAAUGGGUCAUAAGAGUUCUAUUUGCAAUAUUUCCUUGCAUCAAAGCUUGCUUAAGUCAGAAUGGGUCGCCAAGUUAUUCAAGGGUUUUUGUCACUAUUCUACAGAACACAGUUCUUAAUGCAUUCAGAGACAUUCUCUCUUCUUCUCCUCUCUUACUUGAAAUUUUCCGUGAAGAGGGAAUAUGGAAUCUUGUCUUUUCAGAAAAUUUCUUUUACUUCGAAUCAGUUUCUGAUGAAUCUGCUAGACAGAUACUUGAUAACGAUGAGGAUUCUGAAAUACUGUCUGCUCCAAGUAGUGUAAGCAACAUGGCAGAAGUUAGUGGUGUCAAUAAUCUACAGUUAGAAAUAAUUUCAUUUGUGGAGUUUGCUGCCACUUCAAGUGGAAAUGCACACAACAUGGCUGAAAUGUCUGCUAUGCUGGAUGCACUUGAACAUUCUGCUUAUAAUCCUGAAAUUGCUAGUGUUCUUUUGAGGAGUUUGGUUCGCAUUUUGCAGCUCUCUCCAGAAAAAACAAUUGCUUCCUUUAAUACAUUGAAUGCAAUUUCCCGGGUUCUAAAGGUUGCUUGUGUUCAAGGACAAGAGUCUAGAAGAUCUGGUAUCAUGAACCCCUCCAAUGAGAAUAGUAGCAUGGAAUUAUUAUCACUGGUGCAUGACCAAUACAAAUCCAAUUUGUCUGAGAGUGUAAAAAGUUGGUUUAAUUGUAUGAAAUUAUGCCUGGAGUUCUUUUCCAAGUUCUCAGAAGCUGUUGAAGACACUAGGAGUUUGAUCUUGCAUAAUUUUUCAUGCGUUGAUUGCUUGUUUGAUUUGUUUUGGGUAGAAGGUUUGAGACAGGAUGUGCUUAGACACAUACUUGAUCUAAUGAAGAUUGUACCACACUCUGAGGAAGAUAAAAAAGCAAUGUUACAGUUAUGCUCUAAGUAUUUAGAAGUGUUCACUCAAAUAAAAGAACGAGAAAAAAGUUUUGUUGAUCUGUCUAUUGAUUUGUUGGGUGGGAUGAGAGAUUUGCUACAGGCUAACCAAGCAUACUAUCAAGCUCUAUUUCGUGACGGGGAAUGCUUCUUGCAUGUUGUAUCGCUGCUUAACAGCAACCUUGAUGAGCCAAAUAGGGAGAAAUUAGUUUUGAAUGUCCUCCAAACACUCACUUGUCUGCUUGCAAGUAAUGAUGCUUCAAAGGCUGCAUUUAGAGCACUUGCCGGAAAGGGUUACCAGACAAUGCAGAGUCUUCUGUUAGAUUUUUGCCAUUGGCAUUCAAGUGAAAGCUUUCUAGAUGAAUUGCUUGAUAUGCUUUUUGACGGAAAAUUUGACAUCAAUACUAGUCCAAAGAUUAAGAAUGAAGAUGUAAUAAUAUUAUAUCUAUCUGUACUGCAAAAGAGCAGUGAGUCUUUGCAGCAUUACGGACUAGACAUUCUUCUUAAUUGGUUUUCUCAAGAGGAUAAUGAUAGUGUAAUCUUUAAGAUUUCUCAUUUAAUUGAAGCCAUUGGUGGGCAUAGCAUAUCCGGCAAGGACAUCCGCAAAAUCUUUGCUCUACUGCGAAGUGAGAAAGUUGGGAAGAGGAGACAAUACUGCUCUGUUUUGUUGACAAGUCUCUUGUCAAUGCUACAUGAGAAGGGGCCAACUGCAUUCUUUGAUCUUGAUGGAAGUGAUUCCGGUAUCAUUCUUAAAACACCUCUGCAGUGGCCUAUGUAUAAGGGUUUUUCUUUUUCCUGCUGGCUCAGGAUUGAGAACUUCCCUAAAAAUGGAACAAUGGGUCUUUUCAGUUUUCUUACAGAAAGUGGAAAAGGAACCUUGGCUGUGCUUGCAAGGGAGAAGCUAACUUAUGAGUCAAUUAACCUAAAGAAACAGCGUGUGGACCUGAAUGUUAAUCUAGUUAGGAGUAGAUUGAGAUGUUAUAUCGAUGGUGAUCUUGUCUCAUCUGAAAGAUGCAGGUAUGCUAAAGUGAGUGAAUCAUUAACAAGUUGUACGGUUGGUUCAAAAAUUAAGAUGCCUCACUAUGAAGACAAUGCACUCAUCUUUGAAUCAAUCCGAGAUUCGGGCCCUUUUUUUGGCCAAAUUGGCCCCGUUUAUUUGUUUAAUGACGCCCUUUCUGCUGAACAAGUUCAGAGUAUCUACUCUCUGGGACCCAGUUAUAUGUAUUCAUUCCUUGAUAAUGAAGCUUUACCACUUUGUGGUGAUAAGUUACCCAGUGGGAUUCUUGAUGUAAAAGAUGGUCUUGCAUCAAAAAUCAUCUUUGGACUCAAUGCUCAGGCAAGUGUUGGCAAAAUGCUGUUUAAUGUUUCACCAAUAAUGAGUCAGGCAUUGGAGAAGAAUUCCUUUGAGGCGGCUGUAAUUGGUGGAACUCAGUUAUGUUCACGACGCUUGCUGCAGCAAAUAAUAUAUUGUGUCGGUGGCGUAUCUGUGCUUUUCCCGCUUAUCGCCCAGACACAGUGUAGUAAAUUUGAAAUUGAAAAGGUGGGAGAAUAUGAAAAGACAUUAGUAGCACAGACAAUGAGGGAGUAUAUGAUGACUGAGGUUAUUGAGCUGAUUGCUUCUCUUAUAGAUGAGAACUUAGCAAAUCAACAACAGAUGUAUCUUGUGUCUGGAUUUUCUGUCCUGGGAUUCUUGUUACAAUCAGUUCCUCCACGAGAACUUAAUAUGGAGACUCUUUCUGCAUUGAAGCAUCUUUUUAAUGUUGUUUCUAACUCUGCAGGGUUGCUUGUGAAGGAGGCUAUUUCUAGCAUAUUUCUUAAUCCUCUUAUCUGGGUCUACGCAAUUUACAAGGUGCAACGAGAACUAUACAUGUUUCUGAUUCAACAAUUUGAUAGCGAUCCUCGAUUACUGAGGAGUUUGUGCCGGCUUCCACGUGUUCUCGACAUAAUUCACCAAUUCUAUUGUGAUAAUGUCAAGCCUCGAUUCCUUCCUGGAAGUAACCCUGAUCAACAUCCUGUUAGCAAAGGAAAUACUGAGCAGAGACCUGGUGUAGAAGAAAUACAUAAGAUCCGUCUUCUUUUGUUAAGUCUUGGUGAAAUGAGUCUCAGGCAGAACAUUACUGCAGGCGACAUAAAAGCUCUUAUAGCUUUUUUUGAGACAAGUCAAGAUAUGACUUGUAUUGAAGAUGUCUUGCACAUGGUUAUUCGUGCUGUUUCCCAGAAACCAUUGCUUGCUUCUUUUCUCGAGCAGGUUAAUAUCAUUGGUGGUAGUCAGGUUUUUGUCAAUCUUCUCCAGCGAGAAUCUGAAUCCAUCAGGUUACUGAGCUUACAGUUCAUAGGAAGGCUUUUAGUUGGCCUACCAUCUGAGAAGAAGGGAACAAGAUUUUUCAACCUCCCAAUGGGAAGACCUAGAUCUCUUUCUGAAGGCCAAAGGAAAAACAGAAUGCAACCAAUUUUCCUAGCUAUAUCUGAUAGACUGUUCUACUUUCCACAGACUGAUAAUCUCUGUGCCACGUUAUUUGAUGUUCUUCUUGGUGGUGCUAGCCCCAAGCAGGUUUUACAAAGGAACAACCAAUUUGAGAGGGUCAGAAGCAAGGGCAUUACUACCCAUUUUUUACUUCCUCAAAUGUUGCCACUGAUUUUCAGAUAUCUGUCUGGCUGCGAAGAUGGACUUGCAAAAAUUAAAAUUAUCAGAGAUCUACUUGAUCUUCUUGAUUCAAAUCCUUCCAAUAUUGAAGCUUUUAUGGAAUAUGGGUGGAAUGCAUGGCUUUCAUGUUCUCUAAAGCUUGAUAUUUUAAAAGACCACAAUGUCCAGUCACUUGAUCAAAGUGAAAAUAGCAUGGAUCAGCUGCUAUUGGUGAGGAACUUGUUUUCUCUAGUUCUCUGUCACUAUUUGCAUUCUGUAAAAGGUGGUUGGCAACAAUUGGAAGAGACAGUCAAUUUCCUUAUCAUGCACUCUGAAGAUGGCAAUUCUUGUCCAAAUUUUCUUCGUGAUAUGUAUGAUGAUAUUAUUCAGAAUAUGGUGGAGCUUUCAGCUGUGGAUAAUAUUUUCAUUUCACAACCCUGUCGAGAUAAUACGUUGUAUUUGCUGAGACUAAUUGAUGACAUGCUGAUAUCUGAGAUUGACAAAGAACUCCCGUUCUUUGGAAGUGACUCUGAAUUUCACCUUAACUUGGAAAUGGAAUCUCACAAAGAGUACAACUCCGCUUUAAAAGAAGUGCUAAUAGGAGAGGCUGACGAACAAACAUCAAGAAAAUCAAAGAAUUUCAAGCCGCCAAUGACAAAUGAUGAUUCGAUUGCAGAGAAAUGGUGGAAUCUAUAUGACAAAUUGUGGGUUGUUAUUAGCAAGAUGAAUAAUAAAGGACCUAGCAACAUGUUACCCAAAGCUUCAUCGUUUGCAGGACCAUCCCUUAGUCAAAGGGCACGUGGAUUAGUUGAGUCAUUAAACAUUCCGGCUGCUGAAGUGGCUGCUGUUGUUGUAUCAGGAGGAAUUGGCAGUGCUUUGAGUGUAAAACCUAACAAAAAUGUUGAUAAAGCUAUGGUUUUACGGGCAGAAAGGUGCCCUAGAAUUAUUUAUCGCCUUGUUAUCCUGUACCUUUGUAGAGCUUCCCUAGAAAGGGCAUCCCGGUGUGUCCAACAGUUCACCUCACUUUUACCUUCCCUUUUAACUGCUGAUGAUGAACAAAGCAAGAGUAGGCUUCAACUUGUUAUUUGGUCACUGCUUGCAGUUAGGGCACAGUAUGGAAUGUUGGAUGAUGGUGCUCGUAUUCAUCUCCUAUCUCAUCUGAUACGAGAGACUGUCAAUAUUGGAAAAUCGAUGCUUGCUACUAGCAUUGUGAGCAGGGAUGACACCAUGGAUUCAAGCCAUAACUCAAAAGAUGCAGGAUCCAUACAAAAUUUGAUUCAAAAGGAUCGUGUUCUUGCAGCAGUCAGUGAUGAAGCUAAAUACAUGAAGACAUCAAAGACUGACCGCGACCAGCAGAUACAGGAACUCCAUUCUAGACUAGAUGAAAACUCAUUGGCUGAAUCUAGUAACAAGAAAGUUAUUGAAGAUGAGAUACAAAAUAGCUUGAACACUGUUCUAGCUUCGGAUGAAAGCAGAAGAACGGAAUUCCAGCUUACUUAUGAGGAGGAGCAGCAGAAUGUAGCUGAAAAAUGGAUACACAUGUUUCGUUCAUUGAUUGAUGAGAGAGGCCCUUGGUCUACCAACCCCUUUCCAAACCAUGCUGUCAAACGCUGGAAACUGGACAAGACGGAAGAUACAUGGCGUCGUAGGCCCAAACUUCGACAAAAUUACCAUUUUGAUGAAAAUCUGUGUAAUCCUCUUUCAAUCACUUCUGCCGAGGUUGCUACUCCAGUCAAUGAUAGUAAUCCUGGUGUUAUGGCAAACAUAUCGGAGCAAAUGAAGGAACUAUUGCUGAAAGGGAUAAGGAAAAUAACUGAUGAGGGGUCCUUGGAUGGUAAUGAAACCAAUACUGAAAUAGGUGGACAGAAGACACUGAUUCUCUCUGAUAAUCCAGAUUGUCAACAAUCCUCCGACAUACUUAAGGAGAGCAGUGACAGAAAGGAUACUGGCCAAGAUCGUAAAGACAUUUCCUCUUCGUCUGAUACAGAAGCUAGUGAGGUGCUGGUGUCAGUUCCAUGUGUUCUUGUGACCCCAAAGAGGAAAUUAGCUGGUCAUUUGGCUAUCAUGAAAAAUGUUUUGCAUUUUUCUUCUCAGUUCUUGGUUGAAGGUACCGGUGGGUCAUCUGUUUUCAGAAACUUUGAUGCAUCAACUAGUUCUGAUGGGACCAAGUCUGAUCAAAAGAAGUGGCCUGCUUCUGAUAUGGAACUCCAGAAGGGAAUUACAGUUGGCAAUGUAGAGGUUAUAAAUGGGAAUGGUUCUUCUAAACUUAUGAGAUGUGUUAAACGCCAUCGAAGAUGGAGCAUGGCCAAGAUAAAAGCUGUUCAUUGGACUCGGUAUUUGCUAAGAUAUACUGCCAUAGAGAUCUUCUUCAGCAAUUCAGCUGCCCCAGUUUUUCUAAAUUUUGCAUCUUUGAAGGACGCAAAAGAUAUUGGGAACUUGAUUGUUAAUUCAAGAAAUGACUAUUUAUUUCCCAAAGGAAAUGGAAAGUUUGUUGAUCGCCGAAUGGCACAGGAGAUGGCAGAAACUGCCAGAGAGAGCUGGAGGAGAAGGGAAAUAACAAACUUUGAAUAUUUAAUGAUUCUCAACACACUAGCUGGAAGAUCUUAUAAUGAUUUAACCCAGUAUCCUGUUUUCCCUUGGGUCUUGGCUGAUUACUCGUCUGAGCUUCUUGAUUAUAACAAGUCAUCUACAUUUCGGGAUCUCUCAAAGCCUGUUGGAGCACUCGAUAAUAAACGAUUUGAGGUGUUUGAAGACAGAUACCGUAACUUCUGUGAUCCUGAUAUACCCAGUUUCUACUAUGGAUCUCAUUACUCAAGUAUGGGCAUAGUGCUUUAUUACCUUCUUAGAUUAGAACCCUUCACAUCUCUUCACCGUAAUCUACAGGGUGGUAAAUUUGAUCAUGCUGACCGUCUUUUUCAAAGCAUUGAGGGCACAUACAGAAAUUGCCUUACAAAUACUAGUGACGUGAAGGAGUUAAUACCUGAGUUCUUCUACAUGCCUGAGUUUCUUGUCAAUUCAAACUCGUAUCAUCUAGGAGUUAAACAGGAUGGUGAACCCAUAGGGGAUAUUUGCCUCCCUCCCUGGGCAAAGGGUUCACCUGAAGAAUUCAUUAGGAGAAACCGGGAGGCACUUGAAAGUGAAUAUGUUAGUUCAAAUCUCCAUCAAUGGAUAGAUUUAGUAUUUGGUUACAAGCAACGAGGAAAACCUGCUGUGGAGGCAGCAAACAUCUUCUACUACUUAACUUAUGAAGGUGCUGUUGAUUUGGAAACAAUGGAAGAUGAUCUGCAAAGAGCAGCCAUAGAAGACCAGAUAGCCAACUUUGGUCAGACUCCCAUCCAGAUAUUUCGGAAGAAACACCCAAGAAGAGGGCCACCUAUUCCGAUUGCACACCCUUUACGAUUUGCACCUGAUUCUAUCAGUUUGACUUCCAUCGUUUCUAAUACUAGUCACCCGGCAUCUGCUGUAUUGUAUGUUGGUCUUAUGGAAUCCAAUAUCGUUCUUGUAAAUGACGGCCUCAUCUUGUCUGUUAAGAUGUGGUUGACAACACAGCUGCAAUCUGGUGGAAAUUUUACAUUCUCUGGUUCCCAGGAUCCAUUCUUUGGAGUUGGAUACGACAUACUUUCUCCACGAAAAAUCGGGAUUCCCGUGCCUGAAAAUGUUGAACUUGGAGCACAAUGCUUUGUGACAAUGCAGACAUCCUCCGAGAACUUUUUAGUAUCAUGUGGCAAUUGGGAAAAUAGUUUUCAGGUCAUAUCAUUAAGUGAUGGCAGAAUGGUACAGAGCAUUCGACAGCAUAAAGAUGUGGUGAGCUGUGUUGCAGUGACAUCUGAUGGAAGUAUCCUUGCAACUGGAAGCUAUGAUACAACAGUGAUGGUUUGGGAAGUUUUUCGUGGUAAAGCCACAGAAAAGAGGAUUCGUAACAAUCAGCCUGAAUUGCCUCGUAAAAACUAUGUAAUAGUUGAAACUCCAUGUCAUAUUCUUUGUGGACAUGAUGAUAUUAUAACUUGCUUACAUGUUAGUCAUGAGCUUGAUAUUGUAAUUAGUGGGUCAAAAGAUGGAACUUGCAUAUUCCAUACUCUGCGAGAAGGUAGAUAUAUAAGAUCCUUACGGCAUCCAUCGGGCAGUCCAAUAUCAAAGCUAGUUGUUUCUCAGCGCGGUCAUAUUGUGAUUUAUGCUGAUGAUGAUCUUAGUCUGCAUCUGUAUUCAAUUAAUGGGAAACAUCUUGCUGCCACGGAAUCUAAUGGACGCCUGAAUGCUAUUCAAUUGAGCAGAUGUGGUGAGUUUUUGGUAGGUGCAGGUGAUCAAGGACAGAUUGUUGUUCGCUCUAUGGACACCCUUGAAAUUGUGAAGAAAUAUCAGGGAAUUGGAAGGGUCAUAACAUCUCUAGCAGUAACGCCAGAAGAAUGCUUCUUGGCUGGCACAAAAGAUGGAAGCCUCCUUGUGUAUUCAAUAGAAAAUCCUCAACUUCGGAAAACUAACCAAAACAGAAAUGUGAGAUCAAAGCUUACUUAACAGGAAGGAUAACUACAGCAUGCAGAUGAUGCAUGGAAUUUUAACAGUCAGAGCUGACCUGUGAUGACUGUUCCAGGUGCACCCACUGGCCAGUGAUCGCAAGUUUGAGGUUAUGCCAUGUUGCUUCCUUGCUGACCUUGUCAUUUUCUUCCCUUCGGGGUUUUUGAUCUCAUCCCCUUCAAGUACUUAGCCUCUGUAUAAUGUGAGAUAAAAGUGAGACCGCAUGGUGGAAUAUAGCUAAAGCAUAUUUUGAAUUCUUGCAUGGAGUUGAAGAACUGAGUUGAUUAUCUACUCUCAGAAACACCAUGAUGGGACAGUAAUUAGAUUCCCUGAAUCAGUUUUCUCGUGCCUGGAGUUGUUGAGAGGUGAAGACAUGAGGUUUUGUUCAUAAAUGUACAUUAUAUAUAUAUUCGUCAAUUCUGAAAUAGGAUUACUAGGUCUCUUGUGCGCUAAAAUUGUAGCUAUGAGCAAUUAUUUUAGUGUUUAUCAUCUGUUUACAUAACACAUAAUAUUGUACAGACAGGCUUGAAUGCCAUAUCUUACAGCUGAAUGCAAAAGGAGGACUGUUCGGCAAUGUGUCA